Trichogramma pretiosum is the source of this 774-nucleotide messenger RNA. RefSeq names its product histone H1A, sperm-like. The transcript has a single exon. Gene Ontology annotation, molecular function: DNA binding; structural constituent of chromatin. Gene Ontology annotation, biological process: nucleosome assembly. The record is from RefSeq and is a predicted model, not a curated record. Gene Ontology annotation, cellular component: nucleosome. Lineage: Eukaryota; Metazoa; Arthropoda; Insecta; Hymenoptera; Trichogrammatidae. The coding region runs from base 51 to 719 and encodes 222 amino acids.
UCGCAGCGUACGCAUCUAUCUACAGAUUACCCAAUCUCACUGACUCUACGAUGGCUGACACAGCAGUUGAAACUCCAGCUCCAGCAGCAGCGGCAGCUCCCAAGAAGGAAGCCAAGAAGACUACCGCUAAGAAGCCAGCUAGCAAGGCAUCGCAUCCACCAGUAGCCAAGAUGCUGGUCGAGUCCGUCGUUGCCUUGAAAGAGAAGAAAGGAUCGAGUCUUCAAGCCAUCAAGAAGUACAUGGCCAGCCAAUACCUCGUUGACGUUUCCAAACUGGCUCAUCUCAUCAAGAAGUCGUUGAAAGCAGCCAUUGAGGCCAAAACUAUCAUUCAACUCAACGGAGUUGGCUUGAACGGACGUUUCCGUGUUCCAGCCAAGUCUGCUGAGAAGAAAGAGAAGAAGGUCGUCAAGAAGCCAGUGGCUAAGAAACCAGCGGCCAAAAAGCCAGCCGGUGAGAAGAAAGCCAAAGCUGCCAAGCCAUCCGAAAAGACGAAGAAAGCUGUCGCCGCUAAAAAGCCUACAAGUACCAAGAAAGCUGCUGCCGCUAAGAAGCCAGCUAGUCCGAAAAAGGCCGCUGCUGCCAAAAAAUCGCCAGCCAAGCCCAAGGCCGCCAAACCUAGCAAGGCCAAAGUAGGAGGUAAAUCUCCUGUUGCUGCCAAGCCGAAAGCACCUAAACCGAAGAAGGCCACUGCCCCCAAGGCUAAGGCUGCUAAGAAGUAAAGUGAGACAGUCAAGUCCUUUUUAGGACUAUAAUCGGCCCUUUUCAGGGCCACAA